Molecule: messenger RNA, 6721 nt
Organism: Misgurnus anguillicaudatus (oriental weatherfish)
Lineage: Eukaryota; Metazoa; Chordata; Actinopteri; Cypriniformes; Cobitidae
Gene: zfpm2b
Product: zinc finger protein, FOG family member 2b
Biological process (GO): cell differentiation; heart development; positive regulation of transcription by RNA polymerase II
Cellular component (GO): nucleus
Molecular function (GO): RNA polymerase II-specific DNA-binding transcription factor binding
Source: RefSeq, a predicted model, not a curated record
CUUCAUAUACAAAAUAAUUUCAGCUUAGACCGAACAGAUAAAAACAGACAAAAGAAUAAAAAAAUCAUCAAUGAAAAAAUAGCUUGAUGUUCAUUGAUAUGAAUACUUGAAUGAAUGCGCUUGACAGAGUAGCGCUACGGCAGUCCAGUGGGCUCAAACCUCCCCCUGCAACAAAACCACAGCACGCGCUCUUCCGCGCUGUCAGUGCGCGCGCGGAUCAUAGCACAACUUAACCCCGUACAGGACGAAUCUGAUAAAGCCUGACUGAGAUCUGAAACACAUUUGAGUCUUGCAGAGUCUGUCUGUAUUUGGAUGAAUCGCAGCAUUAUUUUAUAAUCUCGAGUUCAUCGCGAGGAGCAGGAAUGUCCCGCAGGAAACAGAGCAAUCCCAAGCAAUUUAAACGGGUGUUAGAAAAUGGUCUUGAGACAGUCUCUGAGGAGAUAUUGUGUGAGAAGAGAGAGAUACUGACAGAAAAUGACAGGUCUGUUGAGGAGGAUUCACUGUUCCCCACUGAACCUGGGAGCAUCAACUGUAAAGAUGGAGAUCACUUGAUGAACGGUAAAAGGGGCAAAAAUGUAAAGACUGAACAACAAGACAGUGAUGGUCAGGAAGAGAAAGCCCCGCCCAGCAUGCUGACACCACCAGAGUGGGGCGGUCCAAGGGAGCUGAAAAUGGUGGACGAAGAAGGAGAGAAAAGGAUUCGUUCUUGUCAGGCACUUUCACUGGGCACCACAUGGGGACCUUUCACUGGGAAGAUUAAGAUGACCACUGGAGAAAAUGACAUGGUUUCAUCAGUGCUCAGAGGAGGUCCAGGUUGGUUUAAGGAUAUGAUGUGGGUCAACUCAGAGGAUGGCAGGAGCAACUGUGCAGUAUACAGCAAAGGAGAACAUGUAUGGUGCUCCACAACAAAAAACAUUACGGAGGGAGAUGAACUUACUGCCUGUGUGGUGGAUUUGCACUCUCAUCUUCAAACACCAGCCCAAUCUCCCUGUGGUCAAGGGAUGUAUCCGGCCCGACAGCUGGACUCCAUCCAGCUUCUUCCUCAGCAAGCAGCCAUGGCAUCCAUACAGCCCGGUGUUAUCAUAAACAAAGACAUCUUCCCCUGCAAGGCUUGUGGCAUCUGGUUUAGGAGUGAAAGGAACCUCCAAGCACAUCUUAUGUAUUACUGCAGUGGGCGGCUAAGGGACCCCGAGAUGGCCACAGAGAAAAGCGCCAAUAUCAGCCAUCAAAUGCUCCGCAGUUGCACAUACCCACAAUGCAAUAUGAUCUUUGCAGGCUCCCAUGCCCUGGAAAUGCACUUAUCCACACAUAAUAGUCUCAAGUCAGAUGAGAACUCCAAUGGAGGCCAUUUGAAAUGCACAAUUUGUGACUACACUGCUGAAACACUUAUGGCACUCCAGCACCACAUUCUUACCCAUCUGUCCAACACUGGCCUGAAAUGUGGUCACUGCCACUUCACGUUCCAAACCCCCAGAGAAAUGACCAAACAUCAGGAAUUACAUGAUACAUGCAACACACCCACCAAAGAAGACAAAGCUGAAAAAUCUCAAAGUAUCCAUAAAGGCAGCCCUCCACAAUGUAGAGCUAAUUCAGACAUGAAAGACCUUCAGGAAAGUCCUGAAAGCGGCCCAUUAACUGAACCAGAAACCAUAGAAAGUGCCCAGACAUCCAUUAAGAGUGAGGGCAACUCAGGAAACAAGGCCAGUGUUUCAUUUUCAAGAGUGAAGUCGGAGCCUUCAAGUCCCCGUUUGGCCUCUUCACCAAUUCAACACCACAUGCCUCCUGCCUUUCCCAUACCUCAUUUCAUGCCACAUGUCCCAUUCUCACACGAUAUUACCGUGGGCCCACAGGCAUCUGAGAUUUUGGCCAAAAUGUCAGAGUUGGUCCAUCGCAGGUUACGUCACGGAGUGAACACUUACCCACCACUAAUGUACAGCACGCUUGUGCCUAAAGGGGCAACAUGCUUUGAAUGCAAUAUCUCAUUCAGUAACCUUGAUAAUUAUUUGGUACACAAGAAGCAUUACUGCAACAGUCACUGGGAACACACACCCAAGCUGCAUGAUUUUCCUGGACUUCUGGAUAAACCAGCAGGUGCUGUGAGUCCUAAACCUGGAGCUAGUUUGGCUGUUGUGCUAAAUGCUGGCCACCCCUCUGAGGUUAAAGGUUGUGAGUCCGCCCCUUGCAAUCCCACUGGAGGUGGAAAAGUUUUAGAUAAACUCUUAGGGCAGGUUAAGAAAUCAUCAACUCCCCCUGGUGCACCGGAGAAGCUUAAUGGCACACAGUUGGAUUUACAAAGCCCAAACAUGCCAUCCACAGAAAAUGACAUAGACCCCAACCAGACAACAUGUGAGGCCUGCAAGAUAACCUUUAGUCGACAUGAGACCUUCAUGGUGCAUAAGCAGUAUUAUUGUGCCACCCGCCACGAUCCUAACGUGAAGCGUGCUAACAAUAAAGGACCAGCCAAUCAGAAGACGCUUCGUGCACGUAAAAGAAGAAAGGCAUAUGAACUGGCGAAUCCUGAACAAGAACAGAUGCAUCCUAUGGGUGUGCCAUCGUUUUUUGGUAUUACCACUCUCGGAGCUCCAUACAUGACAAAAGGCACAGUGGAGAGUUUCAGAGACCCACAGAGAUACAACAUGAUGCAAGGUCUAGUACCCAAAUAUCCAGAGGCCUCACUGACGAUAACAAAAUCAGCUCUUGUCUCAAAAAGCCCUACAACAUGUAAGGAGGAAUGCGAUGUACCUAUAGAUUUGAGUAAAAAAUGCAUACCACAUUUUGGUAACACUACACUUUCACCCAAAGGCCUUUUGGAUUAUCACGAGUGUGCUGUGUGCAAGAUAAGCUUUAACAAAGUUGAAGACUAUCUUAAGCACAAACAAAACUUCUGCCCAGGCACCACUUUGCAAAAUUCGACCAUUGAUAACAAAAUCUGUGCAAACAUCAAAAAGGAAAGCCUGCAUAAUACUAGCAACCUCUCAGAGAAUGUUCGCUUUGAGAUCCCAGCCUUACAUGUAAAAACUGAGAAUCUAAAUGCAGUGGCAUCAUCUGACAGUGAAGACCAUCUGAUCCCAGUAAAAGAUGACCCGAAGAGCCUGUGUCAGCCCUCGAGCACUAAGAAAAUGAAACCAAAUGAACAAAUCUGGCCAUACUAUGAAAUCAAAACCACAGAUUACGCGACAGGGAUGCUUGUCACACAGAGUGAACCAAGACAAAGUCCUAAUGAAGGCAGUGAGGGGGAAAAAGAUCAGCCGAUGCCUGACGGUAGCCAUCUGAGCACAGAUGAGAACCAGGGCAAGAUGUCAUUCAUAAAUGAACUUAAUGACAAGUCAGGAGACACAGAGAAUAAGCACAGUUCUCUUGCACCAGACAUUCACACAGACAGACCCAUCAGCUAUAAGGAAAGAACCACUUUGAUGCCAUCUCCACAAACCGAGGAGGACUCGACAAGCUUCAAGAAAGUAUUGACUGGGUCCAUUGCGGCCACUAGUAAUGUUAAGUACUGCCGCCCAUGUGACAUCCAAUUUAACAAUCUAUCAAAUUUUAUAACACACAAGAAGUUUUAUUGCUCAUCACACACAGCAGAGCAUGUAAAAUAGUUCUGAAAGCAUUCCACAUCAGUGCCAAAUGUUAGGAGCACUCGAUUUGAGCUAUAGCACAAAACUAGAUGUGUGCCCCCAAAUACAAGGUGGUCACAGAAAGAUACUCUCUCUCAGAAAGUGGUGGCUCUCAAAAUGUUUGGUGUGCUCAAAUUGUGUCUGGUGCUAAGAGUUCAAGAGAAUAGCCUUAUGACACAAAAUAUACAGUAUAAUAAUAGACAAGAUUUGUUAAGAGGGUUUGUACUAAAUCAAACUGAUGACACGUUGCAUUUUGUUUGAAAUUUAAAACCAUACCAGAUGCAACCAGUUUGAAAUAGUAUUCCUAAAUGACGAUUAUUUAUUACUUACGGUCUAAAACAGUUGGUUUUUAAUGUACAAUAUUUUUAAGUCCUUGUAAAGUCAACCUUAAAAAAAAUUCAAAGCACACUAUAAAUGUUAGACCAUACCCAUCAAGUAUCCCGUUUUACCCUUCUUUCCCGCCGUCCUCCCGUAUUAGUAUUUUCCCGUAAAUCACCCGUAUUUUAACCUGCGUUAUUAAAAAUAUAAUAAUGACCCAGGCAGAGAAAAAAUACAUUCCCAAUCUGAGCUCUGUCACUAGCCUUGCGAUAACUGUCAGGAGGUUAGCGUGUGAGUUCAGAUGAUGAGUGACAACGAAAAAAAUAAAACAGACGGAUGAUGGACGCUACACCAGAAGGAAUAGGAUGACGUUAGCCAACAGAACUGUUUGCGCUCUACUCUCAUGUAAAAUUAACCACUCUGGCCACGUUUUUCGUGGGCAGCCGCUAUGAAAACCAGCCAUUUUGUUGCAUUAUAGAAUACUCUCUAUACAAAGUCUGCAACAAAUUUCUACAACAUCUCACUAAAACAGCGAAGAAAAGUUAUGCGAAAUGAAAAGAAAAACUGUAAAUAUGAAAUAAAAAGAAUGUGUGGAAUAAAGCAAUGUUAAAUGAACAGAAAAUAUGCAAAUAAGUCUUAUAAAUAAAUGCUCUUCAUAUAUAUAUAUAUGAGGUGGUGGGACUGCUCGCGGUGGGCCCUGGAAAAUUUCCCUUAUUUUCCAAUCCAAAACUUGACAGGUAUGUGUUAGACAUGAAUUGCUGAAACACUCCACAAAGACUAUGUAGUAAAAAAAACUAUGUAGUACUGAAUUGCAGAAUUUUUGCAGUUUUUCACCAUUUCUUUUUUGAGAAUUAUUUGGGGUUAAAAUGGUGCCUUAAUGAUGCACUUGAGCCACUGUGCCUGGUCCCGCCCCUGACACAGUGGACACACCCCUAGCAUUUGAAAGCAGAAAAUUCUGUCUCAUUUUCCAAGAUUUUGAUAACUUAUUUUAUUUGGCGUUUUUUCCAUCAUUCAAAUUUGGCUGGGUGGUUAAUAAUAUCAAAUUUCUCUGUGGUGUGACACAUGCAGAACACAUUUAAAGGUGGAAUACGUAAAAUUUUUACCACUAGAUGGCACCAAAACACAAAACAUCAAAUGGCGUUGUUUAAUGACGCUCUGAAGCAGCGUGGAAUUAUGGGAUUUGUAGUCUUUAACUCAACCGCUGAUGGCCAUCAAUCAGACGCGAACGAGAAAUCAUGUUGACGGAUAAGGUAAUCAAGUCUUAUAAAUGUUGCGUUUGAUGACAUUGUUUAUUUCAUUAUGUGUGAUGUUCAAAACUGCUAAAUUGUUAGUCAUAGAUGUUACAGUAUUAGGCCAAAUUCAAUGGUUAACAACAGCACAGAAUUAAGUUUUCAACUUACAAUCUACAAUGAUUUUUCACAUAAUGUAUUGACAGUACAAAUCUUUUGUUAAGUGUCUUAAAAUGACCAUUUAUAUUGCUUUACAAUACCUCUUGAUGUGCAUAUCGUCCACGGGAAGACGCGCUUAUUACAGUCUACACACUAAUGUUGGGAUCAAUAUAAUAGCAUAAGUUUUUUGAAGAGUUACGAAUCAAAACAACUCACCCAUCGCGUAAAACACAAGCAGGAUCAGAAUCUCUGUCUAGUUAAAUGUUGUCGCGAAGCUCUCUCCAUAUAGAUAAUGCAACACCAAAUUGUUCCUCAUUCUUUCUCUCGUUUUGUUCCAAACUCUUCUUGGGUCGUUUGGUUGGCCCGUACGCUUACGGGAGCUGUCUUUGCUGACACAACCAGGGGCAGACGGUAAAGAGUAAUCCAUAAGUCCAUAAGCAAGCGAGUAGCCCGACAGGCGCUAACGCAUAGUUACGCAUUUGUCCACGACACUGGCUGCGUCUGAAAACUCAAGGCAGUGACUUGUUGCCUCGCUGCCCCAUGAGGCGAUGACUUCGGGGGCCUGAAGGCAGCUCAGAGAAAGGCUUUCAGGCGCACUUCAAAGGCAGCGUGUUUGAAAUAUAAACAGAGAGCGCCUUUCUGAUAACUAAUCACAUAUUUGAAAACUACAAUACUAAUUUCUUGCUAGAAAUGCAAUUAAAAUGUGUAAAAAGUGAAAAUAUACCUUUAUUUACACUAAACUUGUGCUCCAGUCACUUCCUUGGCCGCCAUUUUAUUUUUUCGAACUCGACCACUGUUGUCACGUGGUUUUUACGUCAGUAAAGGCGGUGACAAAGGCUCACGUGGAUAUUAACGUCAUUGACAGGAGACUGCACUGCCCCGUGUCAAUGUUUUGAAUGGCAAUUUUCUCACGAUUUACAAGUAGUUAAAAACAUUACAGCUAUUGAUAGUAAUCAGCUGGACAAAAUAUAUAACACUGGCCUAGUGGUUUUUGGACAUUUUACUGCAAAUAUCUUACAAAUUGCACUUUUAAUAUCAGACUUUACAGGACUUAAAAAUAUGUUUUGUGCAAUUUAAGUGCACUUUAACAGUAGGGUGGCCAUUCGUGCCAGUUCCACCGGACACGUCCUAAACAUGUUUUCGGGUUCUUUCUCCGGAAGUCGCGUUGGUCGACCGCAUACGUCAUCAAGGUUUAAUAUUUCGGGUUUCAUUUCAGAAAAGCAACUGUUACAUUUCAAGGUAAGAAUGAAACUACAAUGAUUGUAUGUCUUAAAAGAAAUACAUCUUCAUUUUCUAAUGUAUUUUAACUGAAAUGUGAUGACGUAUGUGGUCGAGCAACACGACUUCUGGAGAACGAACCCGAAAACAUGUUCGGGACGUGUCUUGCGGAACUAGCACGAA